AUGCGAACAUACAACUUCAACAGCUCCGCCGCAAAUGCCAAUCUGACAUGGAGGGCAGAUGGCGCGCUGACAGGAGACUAUAACCUGCUGGGCGGAAAUGAUGCUGUGAUUGCCAGGUUCAGAAAUAAACUGCUCUCUAAUCAAGAGUUUGCUGGCGAUGCUGGCUAUGGUUCAGAGCUUGAAUUUGGCGGCAAUGGUCCUGGCGGGGAGUUCGAACUAAUCAUCAGUGCUCUAGUCUGCAAUGGAAUAGUUGUGAUUUAUGUUCUCGACUUUAUGACAGUGUAUCCGCAAUCAUGGGGCGUUUACGGAACGGCGUCUUCCUCGCUGCAAAUUACUCACUAUGGUGAACUUCAUAACACGAGUCUCACUACCAACAACUGGGUGAGAAUGAUGCCAAAACACGCGGGAAUGAGACGACGUGCUCCAUCCCGGGUCCGAAUCGGAGUGGGGGCAAAUUUGGCCGAGUUUCGGAUGGCCAUAAUAUCCCAGGUGGAUCUGGCCCGGCUAUACCCGCGAAUUGCCUCUCUACGCCCUCAUCGUGGGUACUUAUCCCUUCCUCAGGCCGACGGAGCCCUGAAAUCCAGCAUUUCGCUAGGAUUUUCUGCCCUGCAAGACGGUGACAUGUCGACUACCACGGUCACGACUACGACGCAUGUCGACUCGCUAUUGUUGCAGGACAAUCGGGCCAAUUCCACGGAAGAUGUGCGACUGCCCACAUCUCGGAAAUUCCGUUUCCAGCAGAUAGUGGUGGUGAUUCAGCUCUUCGUCGUCACCCUCACCGCUAGCGUUAUCAACGGUCUGGUCGUCGUCGGUCUGCCCACCAUCACCAAGGAUCUGCAAUUGCCCCCGUCUUUAUCAUUUUGGCCAUCGUCAGUAGGUAGUCUCGCGACUGCGUCUACGCUUCUCUUGGCUGGUUCCAUCGCCGAUGCUGUCGGCCCACGAUGGGUGGAGCUGGUCGGAUCUCUCGCCAGCGGUGCAUUAAUGAUCGGUCAAGGACUGGCUCGCAAUGGCUCAGAGCUGGUUGUCCUCCGAGCCCUCCAGGGGGUCGGUCUCGCAUUGCAUCUGGCUUCUUCAGUCUCUAUCAUCACGCAGCUGCUGCCUCAUGGUAGGGGUCGGAACUUUGCUUUCUCCUGCAUCGGCCUCAGUCAGCCUCUUGGUUUCUCCCUCGGCCUGGUGGUAGGUGGCAUUUUAAUCGACACCAUCGGUUGGCGAGCUGGAUGGUACAUCUCGGGAGGGAUCACUCUAUUCUUCACCGUCAUCGGUCUAUGGUCUUUACCCAAGAGCAACGCUCAUCGAUACGCAGACCGCGUCCAAAAUAUCCGGACUAAGAUCGACUGGAUCGGCGCUGUUCUGGCUUCUGCAUUCAUGGCGUUACUGUGUUAUCUCCUUGCCAUUGUGAGCGCCGACCCCUCCCGGAUGAAAUCUGCCGAGUGCGUUGUCAUCCUGUGUCUGGCUGCCACUGCUCUCCCAUCUUUCAUUGCCUGGGUUCACUACCAGGUCAAGCGGAAUAAACCCGCCCUGAUCCCCAACUCCGUCUGGAAGAACACCUCCUUCUCCAGCAUCUGCGCCACCGUUGCCGUAUCCAACGCCGUCCUCAAUUCCAUGGAACUCUUCGCCAGCUUAUUUUUCCAAGAAGUCCAAUCCCUAUCCGCUCUGGAAGCAUCCAUCCGCAUCCUACCCAGUCUCGUAGUCGGCGCGCUACUCAACCUAGUCAUCGGCAUCUUCGUACACAAGGUCCCCGCGUUCUGGAUCGUCACUAUCACCUCCUUGCUCUGCGCAGGAUCCCCCUUACUCAUGGCUGUUAUUCAGCCCUCCUGGCCGUAUUGGGGGAAUGCAUUUAUCGCGCAGCUCCUGCAACCAGUUAGCUUCGACGCUCUCUUCACCGUGGGACUUAUCGUUAUCACGGAUGUGUUUCCCGAUCAUACGCAGGCUCUGGCGGGUGCGGUCUUCAAUACCUGUGCUCAGUUCGGUAGCGCGUUGGGACUGGCCGUGCUGCAGGUCGUCUCAACAGUUGUCACGGAUAAGUCGGAUAGAGAGGAGAAGAAGGCCCUUAUGGAUGGAUAUCGCGCGAGUUUCUGGACUAUGUUUGGGUUUAUGGUCCUCUGUACACUUAUUGGGUUCUGUGGAUUGCGCAAGGCAGGUAAGGUUGGUUUGAAGAGGGAGUAA
Molecule: messenger RNA, 2166 nt
Organism: Aspergillus tanneri
Lineage: Eukaryota; Fungi; Ascomycota; Eurotiomycetes; Eurotiales; Aspergillaceae
Product: putative MFS transporter
Exons: 6
Coding region: 1-2166 (721 amino acids)
Biological process (GO): transmembrane transport
Cellular component (GO): membrane
Molecular function (GO): transmembrane transporter activity
Source: RefSeq, a predicted model, not a curated record